Nymphaea colorata (pocket water lily) is the source of this 671-nucleotide messenger RNA. Its product is annotated as heavy metal-associated isoprenylated plant protein 43-like. Bases 55 to 471 code for a protein of 138 amino acids. Gene Ontology annotation, molecular function: metal ion binding. The record is from RefSeq and is a predicted model, not a curated record. Lineage: Eukaryota; Viridiplantae; Streptophyta; Magnoliopsida; Nymphaeales; Nymphaeaceae. The transcript has 2 exons.
CAUCGGCUCCCCUUGAGUUCUUCGUAGUUUUUGGCUGCAACUUUUGUUUUCCUCAUGGUGAUCAAGACGGUUCUCAAGGUUGAGAUUUCAUGCGAGAAAUGCAAGAGGAUGCUCCUCAUGGCGAUCUCUGGCCUUCAAGGCAUCGACCAGAUCGACGUUGAUGCAGCCAAAGGCAUCAUUACAGUAACUGGUGAGGCUGACCCAAUUGAGAUCAUUGUUCGCGCGAGGAAGACAGGGAAGUGUGUACAGGUAGAAAGCAUAGGGCCGCCACCUAAACCCGAAGAGAAGAAGGAGGAGAAGAAGGAAGAGAAAAAAGAAGAGAAGAAGGAAGAGAAAAAAGAAGAGAAGAAGGAAGAGAAAAAGGAAGAGAAGAAGGAAGAGGUCAAAUUGCCACCGUGCUGUAGAUCAUGUGAACAGAUAACCAUUAGCAUUUUACCCUAUGAGCCACCUGCUGCAUGUUCGGUUAUGUAAAACGGUGAAAUCAUAUUAUUGUAUCACAUACAGACAAUGAUUUGAUCUCAAGGCAAGGCCGUGGAACUUGUUUCCUAACAUAUUCAAAUCACAGAUUUUUUGAACUCAGAGUUCAUUACAUGAAUUCUUAACUGCUUUCAGCUUUGCCAAAUUGUAUGUCUUGUUGUAAAGGUGAUGAAGACGUCAUUCUUGAAUUAAAA